AUGUCUUGCUUUCUGUCGCAUUCCUUAGAAACUUCGUGCGGAGACUCACGAGGAGUUUCCGGGUUGUUUAAUUUACUUCAGUGUACUGACUCAGUAGAGAGUCAUCUCUCCUUUAUCCAUUUGUCAAAAGAGAGUGUCACGGAAGAAGAGCUUAUCCUAGCAAGGGCUGGCCUGUUCGAUAUAGAUGACUCAGUUAUGGCAAAAAUGUUGGUCUGUGCAAAGCAUAGGCACACCUAUGGGAAGUUCUGGCGCCAAAGAUCAGCGUGCCAGUAUCCGACACACCCUGGUAGCGAUUCCAAGGGGGCAAAGAGCCGGUAUUCUGUCAAUUUGGAAAUGUCGAAGGCCAUUUCUAAGAUGUAUGGCGUUCUCGUUCAAGUAGGUUCAGGUAGGAACAAGUGAUUUAAGAUACUGAAGUGGCUGAUUUCAACCAAUCUCUCCCGUUUUCUCCCCAAUCGCUCGUUCGUAUAUUAAUCCACUUUUUCCUAGGUCCAGUUAUUUGUAUUAACUGCUGCAACAAGCACAAUGCUUCUGUGAAGGAAAUGCCAUGGGUCUCUUUGGAAUCCACAGAGAAAGAAGACAGUGAUCCCUGCGCUUAUGUGAGGUAAAAGAGUUUGUGCGAAUAAAAAGCGUUUGAUAUUGAUGCAUGCAGUUGUGUACAUAAGCUGAGAUACAUAACCCUUUUCCAAUAAGAAAAUGCUCUACGGGCGGUAAUUGUUAACAAAUAACUUUAGUAAUUAAUCAUAGCUUACUGGAGUUUUGCCUGUCAGGGAUCUCGAGGUAAUUGCCUUUUGGUUACGUUAAUUGCAAGACACACCGAAAGGUAUAUCUGUUUGUAUCGAUUCAGUUUUUGUAGAUAUUUUGUAAACUACAAAAGAGAUGUGCCUAGUGCUAAAGCAGUUAGCCUGCGUACAAGGCUCUCGGCGAAAAGCCUGUAGUAAGCAUCUGAGAGAACAGACGCUAUGUCUUUCUCUCGCGUAACUUCUCGCUCGCGCGUGCUAGGUUUAAUCACUCGCGCCCAGUUGACUUUGAAAGCAUGUUACCUAGUUUAUGUGUACAAAUUCAUCUAAAACUUGAUAUCUUUAAUCGAAGGCCAAGCAAAGAUGCCGCUCUAGAGAAGUUCAAACUAGCCAUGAGCUCACCUAUUACACCAAGUUCUUCCAGGCUAUCCCACAGCACCAAUGACGAAAUGUGGACUCCUUCAGCCGUGUUGGCGCUUGACGAAAGCAUAGAAAUACAGGAUUUCAGACCAACGAGAGGAAAUGUCCAAGAUCCAAUUCAAGUUUUCAAUGCAUGCAUUGAUAGCCUCGCCGAUGCUGUACAAAAACCCAGGAUUACACAUUUGGAAUCCCAAGUAGAUUGUUGGGAAAAAUGCUCCUUUACUGAAAAAUCUGAAUUUGUGCAAAAAGCUGGGGAAGCGUGCCAGCUGGUGUGCGAUGCCAUAGCUCCAAGAGAUGGUAAAGCGUUAUUCCAAGCAGUCGAAGACCAUGAACAGAAGUGUAAGACAGCUAUUGAUAUUGGCCUUCAAACCCUUAUGGUCGCCUAUCAGAAUGCUCCCACAAAAUCACUUAAGACUCAAAUACUGAGUAUUUAUGCUGAUAGAUUCUCAGCCAACGAGCUUAAACGCUUACAUCAACCAUUUGAAAACCUCUCCGAUAGACAAAUAAAGAAGGCAAGAGCACAGGCGAAGAGUGAGGGGCCUGGAGUGCCCAUUGAAAAAAUCCCGCGUCAUAGAAUCCGUUUACAACAGCGUCAGCUAGACCACUUCUUAGAGUUCACUAUGAGGCCAUAUUACUAUCAAGACGUAGCCUACGGUACUUGCACCAUAAAACUUGAGAACGGUGAAGAGUUUGUCAUACCUAACGUGGUGCGCACAGUGGCCAAGUGCACCAUCAUUAAUCAAUACAUGGACCAUUGCAAACAAACUGGAUUUCAACCGAUAAGUAAAUCCACGAUGUGGAGAGUACUAGAAGUUCAAGGGGCCACACAGAGGAAAUCAUUGCGGGGUCUAGACAAUACUGCAGCUGAGGGAGCGGAUGGUUUUUUAAGGAUUUUCUCCAAAUUAUAG
Messenger RNA from Pocillopora meandrina, 2065 nucleotides. The record is from the annotation of a GenBank genome assembly. Lineage: Eukaryota; Metazoa; Cnidaria; Anthozoa; Scleractinia; Pocilloporidae.